AUGUCCUCUGAUUAUGCUUUGUAUUCUUUGCGGCUUGUUCUACAAAGGUUGAAUGAAAUGCGUUGCGAAACAGAGUUCAAGCGCAUCCUCGAUGAAGCCAAGAAUGUCCCUGGGGUUGACGAAAAGGCUAUCAUAGACAAGGGAAAAUCUCUAGAUCGUUGGAAUGUGACGGAAAGACUUCCCACCACAGUAGAUGUAUUAAGCGAAUCCAGUUAAGAUCCACGUUUGAAAUAGGAUUUCCGAUAGUUAGCCUAGAGUAUGCCUUGAUCGACAAAGAAAUGCUAAAAACUCAACUUGAGGACCUGUAUGCCCACAAUCCUAGGUCUUUACAACGUGGAGAGGAAGAAGAAAAUAACAUUAAUUUCUCGAAUAUCGACCAUCGCCGAUAUCUAUAUAAUAUUAUAUAAGAAUAGUAAUUAGGAUGAACCAUUAUAUAAUGCCACAUGCAUGCAUGUGUUUAUCAGAUAUAAAGUCACUCCACGUGACAUAUUCUGGCUGACAUGAUUUGCCACACGGUUUAUGAAUUAUUAGUGAGUAUUUUAAUAUAAUUUACAACACUGCUGUUCAUGUGUAUAAUACUUCUAACAAAACAAUUAUUUUGUGAUAAUUGUAGCACCUGGCUCAUGUAACAAUGGAUAUUGGCGGUACGGUUUUGUCCGCACUGGUUGGUCAAAAUGUCCUUCUACAUUUCCUUACAUAAAUGGUCUGUAUAGAAGCAAAACUUCAGAUGAAAACCAAGAUAAGAUAUAUAAUCUGGAGGGAGUCAGUUGUUGUGAAGACUUUGAAAACAUCAACAGUGAAUGUAAAGGAAUAAAUUGGUGGGAUAGCUUUAAUAGGUAUAAUACUUUUACAUUUACUUGUCCAAACUAGUAUUCCAUUCCUAUUUUACCUCAUGCACGUACACAGAUCCUCUUUUUCUAAGUCUGGUUUAUAAUUUUAAUUCUCUUGGGAGAGUAUGUAAUAUUUUUGUUAAAAUUUCAUGGACAGCUCGAACGAUGGAUACUGAAUAAUUUCUGACGCCAGCAGAUGGCAACGUAAUUACAAAAUACUCACACAAUAGUCCUAUCUCUAACCAUAGUCUAUUAAGAUAUUGAUGGUCUGGAAUCCCGGCAAAGUUCAAAGCCACAAAAUAGAAGUCCUUUGUUGGAUGUUGAUAUACCUCACCGUGAACAAAAAUCUUUUGUCUCAACUUCAUUAAAUAGUAUUCAUCGUGGCUGCACGUUUCAUCUCAGCUAUCCAUAUUGGAUGGUUACUUCAUUAUACGAAAAUACAAUGAGCUCAAUCACGUGAUCGUGCACAAAUUAACAUAAACUGUGACAAAAACAUAUCUCAAAUAUAUUAAUAAUUCAUGAGUGGAUUAGCCAACCAUAUUGCUUUAUUUUGCACACAUGAUAAUACUGGAUACCUGAUGAAGUACAUUGAUCCAGUCCUAGAAUUGGAUCAAAUUUAAUUCAGUCCUUGGAUUGCAUCAAAAUUAAUUAAUAUUGGUGUAAUAUUGUAAUAUUGCAGUUUUGUCGGACAAUUUUAGCAAUUUUAACGACACUCUUGUCGGGCAAAAAAUAUGUAAUUCAGAAAACAUUUUACAUAUUUUUUUGAAAACUAAUUGUCGGAAAAAUUUUAAUAAAUUUACGAAAAUAUUACUGAAAAAUUGUAUUGUGCUUACAAAUUUUGGUAAGUUAGUGAAAAAUGACAUGUCCGAAAAUUUUUUUCCCCUGCCCCCACUUGCCAACAUUUUUGGGAAAGAAAUAUUAAUUAGCGACUGAAAUGUCCGUCGGGCGCGACUUCUGCCACGCCCUUCUUGUCGGACAAACAAGCCUCCCCCCCCCCCCCCCCGUAAUACCCAAAUUACACCACUGACAAUUUGUAGGUUUGUUUGGCGAUAACACAUAUAAUAUUUUGCUUGUGUUCACGUAAAUUUAUUACUGCAAGAAAACAGCCUAUUCUCGUAUUAAUAUAUAUAUAUACCCUAAAACUAUCGAAAUAUAAACUCGAAAUAAGAUCGAAAUAUCAAAUUGAAUCCACGAUAGUUUUACUACAUUCUUGCAACAUUUUUGCAAAUGAAAUUCGUUCGAAAAAAAUGCGAAACGUUUUCGGCAAUUUGUUCAAUGUUAAAUUUGAUGCCUCUUUGCAGGAACCCGCGAAAAAGCACAGUCCCGUUGGCUGUCAUUUACCGACGGUUUUUUUGGCAGUCAUUGCAUUGCAAUGCCAAUGUCACUGUGUCUUGCGCCAGUUCGCCAUAUGAAAUGCUGCUGUCCCGCGGAUUCUGGUCAUCCAGGAAAAUAUUCCGGUGGAACCCACGGGCUUUGAUACCGCCUGAUGAUAAGCAUAGUCAUAGAGUACUUAUUAAAGAUUUAAGCCAGUUUUCUACUUCAAGCGUACCGUACCGAAGCGUAUCAAAAACAUUUUUAAAUUUCAAAAUUUAGUGAAUGUUGAUUGGUUAUAAUACUUCCGUAUAGUACGUCAAAAAGUUGACUUGCGACGAACUUUUCAUUUUGAUACGCGAAUACACCCGGAAGUACGUGUAUUUACCAACCUCUUUUCAAUCUACGCAUGCUCAUCAGUACGUUUCGGUAAGUUACGACUGAAGUGGAAAACUGGCUUUCAAUAAAUAAAGAAAUGUUGUUGCGCUGGACGCCGGCUAUAACUCCAGCUAAUUUUACUCUAACUUGUAAUUACUGAACAUGAAUUAUGACCGAUUUUAAGCGGGGUUAUUUUAUUUUGUGUAAUUUAACAUUAUAUUAUUUUACAGACAAAAUCAUUGGAACUUGUGUACCCCAGGGUAUUAUCUAUCUGGUCUUUAUCGUACAGGUGGUAAUAAUCUACACAAUAUUGAGGCAGCGUGGUGUUGCAAACCUAAUGAAGCACCUAAUUCAUACACAUCGUGUUACGAUGAGGAUGUUUCGUUAAAAUUUAACUGGGAUAAAGAAGGAAUGGUGUCAUGCACAACCGCUGGUUUUUAUAUCACUGGUCUUUAUAGAUCUGAAUGUGACAUAUUGCAUUGUAUUGAUACAUUUAAAUGCUGCAAAUUGUAG
This is a messenger RNA of Paramuricea clavata, 3032 nucleotides long. Lineage: Eukaryota; Metazoa; Cnidaria; Anthozoa; Malacalcyonacea; Plexauridae. The record is from the annotation of a GenBank genome assembly.